AUGGCUUCUAACAUCCAUGGAGGACCUGGCUCCUUCCAAGAUCAGCGCUUCCCCAGGAACAACGAUCACGAUAGUCGCGCUACGAUGGCAAACUCUAUGCCUACCAAGCCCUCCUCUCAUUACUACCCCAACGGAAUUCCCGACGGCUACAAGAUGGUCGGUACCAAGGAGGCAGAGACGCCUAGACUUUACAUCGAAGACAAUCUUCCGAUCGCCUUCUACAACCAGCCGACGAAGGAGAUCAAGGCUAUUUUUAGCACCAACAAUGGCGAGUUUCCCACUCGCGGUCUCAGCCACGUCCUCCCAGUACGCCAGAUUGAUUUAUGGAGCGCUGAAGAGCUCCAGGAGAGGGCCAAUGCCAUCCGCAAGAAGCAUUGGAGUCACAUGAAGUCCAUGCCGCAGCUGGAGUUCUGGGAAGACUUGUAUGAUUAUUUCGACUGCUAUGACAUCUACUUCCAAGGCGCGAUGAACCUUUGGAAUCUGAUGCUUCAUCUCUACCACGAAAAUCAAUGUCUCGUUCGCAACCUCCAUCAAGAAAUCGUUGCAGAAGUUGGUCACUGGUGCGACGAAUGGGCUGCAAAGAGCGAGAACAAGAAGAAGCUGCUAGACUUCAAAGAAUUCCAGGGCGACGUUCUCAAUCUGCUGAGCUCAGAGGAUCGCGUUGACCUCCAGGGAUUGCCUCCUGUCAGCAUGGAACUUGUCCGCAAUGCUCUGAAGUUUCGACAUGAUCAGCUUCUAGGCAAGCCAUGGGCUCAACCAGCCUUGUACCCGCAAAAUAGCCUCGGGUACCAGUGGGAAGGAGGCACACUGCAACAUUGGCUUGCGGGUCAACCCGUUCAAGAUACUCCUAGUGGACUUGCCCCAGCAUCAACCGCCCCAAACCUGACGAAGGGCAGCCCCGACUCCCCGCUGUCCCAAACGAGCCCGGCUGCCAAAGCCUCUCCUCCGAAGCCAUUGAUCGUGAGCGGUACAUCUAGGCAAACUCCAAUCGACCAUCUCCAUCACGAUGUUGCCACGGCCGUGAAUCGCGUCAGCUACCCCGAGGGUACCCCAGCGGACAAGCGGCAGACCUUUUCGGCAAGUCAUGGCCAUGGUAACGAUGGUUCUCAGGCGAAAAUGCAGGUCCGGGAGGGUCCACCUUUUACCCUCAUGCUAUUAGACCUGAUGGUCAUCCAUUCAGCACGCCUUUCACUACAGGUCCACAUGGUAUGCCUCAGCCCUAUCUUGGCCCCGUUAGCCCCCUUCAUGCUCCCUCUCAUGCCCCCCCUCAAGGGCACUCUCAAGGGCACUCUCAUGGACCCUCUCGUGGACCUCCUAAUGGACCCUCUCGUGGACUUCCUCAUGGGCCUCCCCAUGGACCCAUGGAACCUCCUGCUGGUCCUGGAAAUCGCCGUUACGGCCCACCCUCGCAGGUCAUUCCGUCUCCUCAAAGACCUAAUGACAACCGCUUCAACAACGCUGGGCAUUCGGCGCAAAUACCGGGCUCUGUUCCCGUGGGCGGCGCGCAGCAGCGUGCUCAAUCUGCUGCUUUUCCCGGAGUGGCACCUGAGCUGGUUUCCUUUCAGAGACACAACGGCAAGCGGAAUGCAUCAACAGACCCCCAUUUUGGCCAAGCAGGCGACCGCGGCUCGCAAAUGGGCCAUCCGCGAUUUGAGACAAGAUUCAACUCGCGAGCAGCGCCUAACUCGAACGGCCCUUCUCAUCAUCAGCAGCGCACCCGUGGCGAUUUAA
Molecule: messenger RNA, 1731 nt
Organism: Colletotrichum costaricense
Lineage: Eukaryota; Fungi; Ascomycota; Sordariomycetes; Glomerellales; Glomerellaceae
Exons: 3
Coding region: 1-1731 (576 amino acids)
Source: RefSeq, a predicted model, not a curated record